Macroventuria anomochaeta is the source of this 1159-nucleotide messenger RNA. RefSeq lists its product as uncharacterized. The record is from RefSeq and is a predicted model, not a curated record. Bases 39 to 830 code for a protein of 263 amino acids. The transcript has 3 exons. NCBI's taxonomy places the organism in Eukaryota, Fungi, Ascomycota, Dothideomycetes, Pleosporales, Didymellaceae.
GCGGUGUCGGGCAACGUCGUACGUGCGCAACGUCAACUAUGUCGAACGUUACCGUUGCGUGGAGCGACGAGUACCAGGCAUACUUUCGACAAACGUACAACUACACCACGGAUCGAUGGGAAUUCCUUGACUGGAACGUGCCCGCUACGGACAACCAAGCUACGAACAACUACUCUGCGCAAGCUCAGUCCGGUGCAGAAAGUAGGCUUCCCAGGGGUGAAGGCCCAGCAAUCCAUGGAGACUACAUCCCGGGCGGGCAAAGUCUGCACUACGAGGAAUUGGACUAUUCGUUCCAAGUAAGGUCUUCCAGCUUCUUCUCUGAAGGCAGAGCGUUUGCCGUCAUGUGGAAUGAGACCGCAGGUGCGACCUUGAAGCCAGUCGACUACAACACAUCCAGGUCUCUCAGCGAAGUAAAGCACGCAGGCAAUAUCGUCUACACUAACGUGAGGCGCUUUGUUGUUGUUCGCAGGAAGCGAGAAUUUUGUUUCGCCUGUCCAAUAUUCACAUACUCCCAGCGCGGAACUACGAAGAACGGUGUCCGCGCCAGCGAGCAUGCCAUAGUUCACUCAUGGGGAAAGAGUCCCCAACUCAUUCAAGGAGAAAUUGGGAUCACGAAGCCAUCUAUAGCUAUCGUUAUGGCGGAAGGCGUUCCACCGCUUCACUUUGCGUCUCGUAUCUACUUUGGCAUUCAUCAUCCGAUCCAGUACAAUGUCAAAGUCAAAGACAUCGGCUAUGUGCCUUCUGAUCAGGUACAUACUUUGAUUGGCAACUGGACAGAAGAGAAUGAGGGCACGAACCAAGCGUCUGAUGUUACUGCCAAUGCGGACUGAUCAGAACUUGGAAGUGUACGAGAGCAUCACCCCCAAGAGGAAUGCUGUUUGCUUUGUGCCUCUUUGUACAGCUUCCGUUCGAUUUCACAUACGUUUUGUCUCUCCUUCGUUCUUCCUUACACAAAUUGCAACACACGAUGUUCUCCAGCCUGGCAUGAAGAGGCACUGGAAGUAAUCUUUCGGCAAGAUGGAAUUUCGUAUACAGUACUGUACACAUGGAGUCCAGGCCGGAGUGGAGCCGUUGGAGGAGACCUCUGUAAUUCCUUUUAUACAAUACGUUUCGUGUGGGGUUGUUGUCGAGUACGAUCAACCCAACGAUGUCAGUUUAC